AUGCGCGACGCCAAGCUCUUCAACGACCAGGUCCAUGGCUACAUCCGCAUGAGCCCGACGUGCGUCUCGAUCAUCGACACGCCGCAGUUCCAGCGGCUCCGCGACUUGAAGCAGCUCGGCACGCUCUACUAUGUGUUUCCUGGCGCGAGCCACAAUCGGUUCGAGCACUCGCUCGGCGUCGCCCAUCUCGCCGGCGAGACGGUCGCCCGCUUCCAGGCCACGCAGCCCGAGCUCGGCCUCUCGGCACGGGACAUUGAUUUGCUCAGCGUGGCGGGCCUCGCCCACGACUUGGGCCAUGGGCCCUUCUCGCACGUCUUUGAUGCCGAGUUCAUGCCAGCCGUGCGCCCCGGCUCCGACUACUCGCACGAAGCCAUGUCGCUGCGCAUGUUUGAGUAUCUCAUCGACGACAACCACAUUGACAUGGACCAAAGCGAUGUGCGUUUUGUCCAAGAGCUCAUCAACGGCGCCAAGGCCACGCAUGGCAAGCGCCUCGACGACCGCGGCUACUUGUACGAAAUUGUCGCCAACGGCCGCAACUGCAUUGAUGUGGACAAGUUCGACUACCUUGCCCGCGACAUGCAAAAUCUCUUUGGCGGCAAGAAAGGCUACAACUACAGCCGUCUCUGGCACUACAACCGCGUGAUUGACAAUGAGAUCUGCUACCAUGCGUCGGUCACGUCGGACAUUUACGAGCUGUUUGACCAGCGCUAUUACAUGCACAAGCAGAUUUACGGACACCGCAAGGGCAAGGCUGUCGAGUACAUGAUGUGCGACGCCAUGGUCUUGGCCGACAAGGCGCUGGGCAUUUCGGCGUCGACCGAGUCGCCGGACGAGUUUCAAUACAUGACCGACCACAUCGUCAAGAUGAUUGAGUGCUCCAAGGAUCCGGCGCUCCAGGCUGCGCGUGAUAUCGUCCGCCGCAUCCGUCGCCGCGAACUCUACGAGUUUGUCGACGAGUACCUCGUGCCAUCGACGCUCACGAACGCGAUUCCCAAGGUGCGGCCAGCCGACAUUGCGUGUGCUGGCAAUGCAUCCGGCAUCGACUUGAACGUCGACGACAUUAUUGUCUAUGAUGGAAAGCUCAACUACAACCUCAAGGACAAGAACCCCGUGGAUAUGGUGUCGUUCUACACGUCAUCCAAUCACAACGAGAAAUUCCAUACACCCAAGCAAGAAGUGAGCCUCCUCUUUCCGGAAAAGUUCGAAGAGCGCAUUCUGCGCGUGUACAGCCGGACGAGCGACAAGGCGACCGAGCAAGCCAUCUCGGAGGCGUUCCGGAACCACAUUGCACAGUUCUCUCUCAAGGUCCCGUUCUCGCCUGCGUCCAAGAUUGCAGGGCCCAAGCGCACGGACGUUCCUCGUCUGCCGCCGUCCGCCCGAAAGCUCCAUCUUGACGACGAGGCGGCGGGAUGUACCAAGCGGCUCAAGGUGCAGAUCCCCAAGUAACGAUGCGAUGCGGCUCCAUGACGUAG
Saprolegnia parasitica CBS 223.65 is the source of this 1472-nucleotide messenger RNA. RefSeq lists its product as hypothetical. Gene Ontology annotation, biological process: dGTP catabolic process. Gene Ontology annotation, molecular function: dGTPase activity. The record is from RefSeq and is a predicted model, not a curated record. Lineage: Eukaryota; Oomycota; Saprolegniomycetes; Saprolegniales; Saprolegniaceae. The transcript has 16 exons. Gene Ontology annotation, cellular component: nucleus. Bases 1 to 1446 code for a protein of 481 amino acids.